CUUAUACGAAGGAGGAGGAGGAGAAGAUAGCCGUCAUCCUGAGGGAGAGGAAAGAGAAGAAGGAGGCCAAGAAGAAGGUCUUACAAGAGGAGCAGGCGGCGAAGUUGAAGAAGAUAGAGGAGUAGAUGGCCAGGGAGAAAGAAAGACUGAAGAAAGAAGAGGAGGAGAAACUAAAGGAGGUGGAAGAGGAAGAGGAGGAAGAGGAGCAGCCACUGGAGAGGAGGAGAGAGCAACGAGGGCAGUACAUUGGCAGCAAAAAUGAAGAGAUAGAGAAGAGGAUUUCAGAGUGGGUUGCCAACUUGUCUUUAGGAGAAGAGGAGGAGGUAGUCAUGUAUAUUCCCAAGGACGAGCAGGAGGCCGCCGUGAAGGAAUGUGAUGCAGAAAGAGAUGCCUUGAAGCGGCAGGCAAUAGAAAAUGAGAAGAGAAUGGAGUGGAAGUUAAGGAUGAUGAGGGAGAAGAAGAAGAGGGUGGAUGCAGCAAGUGAAGCGGUCAAAGAGUUAGAGGAGGUGCAGAAAUUGACUCUACAGUUGACCCCUCAAGUAGACCUCCAACGAAAGGUAGAGAUCAUUGCCCAGAGUGUCGAGCGCUUGGCCCAAGUAGAGGAGGAACAAUAUGAGUUUAGUAGAAGUCAGGACAUGGUUGUGCGCUCGAUGCGACUGGGAUUUCGGGAUUUUGCCCGCGAACUAGUAGGCGCAGUAGGGGCCGAGGUGAACCAUCGCCUCGAGAAGACCGAACGAUUCUGCGUUGGCGCCAUUGAAGGCGUCAAGGCGACAGCUCCCAAGGAGGAAGAAGCACGUCCUCGUAGGGAGCCAGUCAAGGUCAAGUUCCCUGACUCCUACAGUGGAAAGAGGGAAGAAAACUUUGACAAUUGGGAGGCCAAUGUCAAGACCUAUGUGCAUUUGCAACAGGUCUCCCCGGAUCAGCACGUCUUGAUUGCGAUCCAUGCGCUUAGAGAUGAGGCGGCCAGUUUUGCAAGGUCCCUAGUCCGCUCUGCCAACUGCAAUGAUGAUGCAGUUGCUUACUCGUCAUUCACCCCCCUCGUAGAUUUCAUGAAGUUGUUGCGCGAGCUAUUUGCUGAUGUCGUCCGCAGUGUCAAAGCCUCAGAUAGGCUUCAGACCAUCCAUUCUCGUCAAUGGAAGAGUGUCAGGGCACUCAAGGGUGUUAUGGACGAAUGGGUAGCUGUUCCUGACCACGGGGUCACAGAGACCCAGUUGGUCAACCUCUUCUAUAGGGCCAUGCUCGAAUCGCUGCGUGGCCACUUCUUUGCGAAGAGUCAAGACCCUGCCAUGACGUACGAUGCACUCAGCAGGGAAGUGGUAACCUUUGAGGCAAAGUCUGUGUCAGUUUCCACUUUCUAGGACAAAGACUUAGACAAGGGAAAGAAGUGGAAGGGUCACACUAUCUCUGGGCAGGUUAAGA
Chara braunii is the source of this 1419-nucleotide messenger RNA. NCBI's taxonomy places the organism in Eukaryota, Viridiplantae, Streptophyta, Charophyceae, Charales, Characeae. The record is from the annotation of a GenBank genome assembly.